Messenger RNA from Hibiscus syriacus, 420 nucleotides. RefSeq names its product S-protein homolog 1-like. The transcript has a single exon. The record is from RefSeq and is a predicted model, not a curated record. The coding region runs from base 1 to 420 and encodes 139 amino acids. Lineage: Eukaryota; Viridiplantae; Streptophyta; Magnoliopsida; Malvales; Malvaceae.
AUGCCAUCCUCCAAUGGCUUCCUCCUUGUCGUUGCAUUCGCCAUCCUUUUCAUCGCGCAUGGACAGGGGUUGCCUCCGGAGUUCACGAGAUGGUAUGUUCACGUAGUUAACGGAUUGAGCAAUGGUCGAACGUUGUUCGUCCAUUGCAAUUCCAAGGACGACGAUUUAGGCGGCCGGAAUCUAGAUCCCGAAACCGAUUUCAAUUGGAGUUUUCGACAACAUGUUUUGCGUCGAACCCUCUUCUGGUGCUACGUGAGCAAGGACGGGGCUCACGCGUCGUUCAAGGUCUUCUGGCAAGACGUGCUUUUGUUCCACAAGUGUGCAUGGAAAGACUGCAUUUGGAUUGCCAAGGAUGACGGCGUUUACAUCAAAGAUCUUGCUAGAAAUACCGACGAGUUUCGCCGGAGAUGGAAACCGUGA